AUGUCCGGCGCGACCCCCGCGAAGGGCUACCGCCGCACGUGGACGUGGCAAAACCCGCGACUCACGUGGAACGAGCGCGAGAGCGAGGAGCGCAGGUCGUUCGGAAAGGCGUGGAAGAUGAACACCGCGGUGGGCAAGUCGGACCCGAACUCGUGGGGGUCGCUCACGCCCGCGGAGCUCCGCAUGCAAGCGGCGCAGGACAACUCGGAAGACUUCCGGACGCCGUACUACGACCGCGAGGUUCAGCUCUACCACAGGUACCAUCGGAAAGGCGAGGGGAAGGAGCACGCGCCGCUGAAUCCGGAGCCCGGGCCGCUGUGA
Micromonas pusilla CCMP1545 is the source of this 321-nucleotide messenger RNA. RefSeq lists its product as uncharacterized. Bases 1 to 321 code for a protein of 106 amino acids. The record is from RefSeq and is a predicted model, not a curated record. The transcript has a single exon. NCBI's taxonomy places the organism in Eukaryota, Viridiplantae, Chlorophyta, Mamiellophyceae, Mamiellales, Mamiellaceae.